ACCAGGCUGGAACGAGCAGAGCUUCUUAGCAACUCUUUUCUCUCCCCCCCCCCAUUCUCGCGCUCUCUCCCUCCCUCAGAAAACUCGCCCCCCAUCCUCCGCCCCCUCCACGUAAUUCCGAAAGAGCAGAAGAAAGAGAAGGAGAACAAGAAAAGAGCUUGUAAGCGAGAGCCGGAGCCCAGGGGAAAAAAAAGAAAAAGAAAAAGGCUGAAGAGGACCGAAGGGGAGGAAGGAAAAAGGAUGGACAGCCACAAAAUGCAGCGAUUGCGGAAAUUCUCCAGCGCCAUUGGCAUGGCAGCGUGAGUGUUUCGGUCCGGCUUGAUUUCAGCACCGGGGGUGCUGGACAGCACCUCGGGGGGACUUCUGGGCAACCCUCCGCCACAGGGAGAACUCCAUCAGUCGCCUCCACAGGAGAAGCCGCGGAAACCCCUGCUUUGUAUCAGAGAGGCAAGGAUGGUCGCUGUUACUUUGUGAUGAGAUCGGGGAUGAAUUGCUCGCUUUAAAAAUGCUGCUUUGGAUUCUGUUGCUGGAGACGUCUCUUUGUUUUGCCGCUGGAAACGUUACAGGGGACGUUUGCAAAGAGAAGAUCUGUUCCUGCAAUGAGAUAGAAGGGGACCUACACGUAGACUGUGAAAAAAAGGGCUUUACAAGUCUGCAGCGUUUCACAGCCCCGACUUCCCAGUUCUACCAUCUAUUUCUGCAUGGCAAUUCCCUCACUCGACUUUUCCCUAAUGAGUUCGCUAACUUUUAUAAUGCUGUUAGUUUGCACAUGGAAAACAAUGGCUUGCAUGAAAUCGUUCCCGGGGCUUUUCUGGGGCUGCAGCUGGUGAAAAGGCUGCACAUCAACAACAACAAGAUAAAGUCUUUUCGAAAGCAGACUUUUCUGGGGCUGGAUGAUCUGGAAUACCUUCAGGCUGAUUUUAAUUUAUUACGGGAUAUAGACCCAGGAGCCUUCCAGGACUUGAACAAGCUGGAGGUUCUCAUUUUAAAUGACAAUCUGAUCAGCACCCUACCUGCCAACGUGUUCCAGUAUGUGCCCAUCACCCACCUCGACCUCCGCGGAAACAGGCUGAAAACGCUGCCCUAUGAGGAGGUCUUAGAGCAAAUCCCUGGCAUUGCUGAAAUCCUGCUAGAGGAUAACCCAUGGGACUGCACCUGUGAUCUGCUGUCCCUGAAAGAGUGGCUUGAAAACAUUCCCAAAAAUGCACUGAUCGGCCGAGUGGUCUGCGAAGCCCCCACUAGACUGCAGGGCAAAGACCUCAAUGAAACCACGGAGCAAGACUUGUGUCCUUUGAAAAAUAGAGUUGAUUCUAGUCUCCCAGCGCCCCCUGCUCAAGAAGAGACCUUCGCUCCUGGGCCCCUGCCAACUCCUUUCAAGACAAAUGGGCAAGAGGAUCAUGCCACCCCAGGGUCUGCUCCAAAUGGAGGUACAAAAAUCCCAGGCAAUUGGCAGAUCAAAAUCAGACCCACAGCAGCGAUAGCCACAGGCAACGCCAGAAACAAACCCGCAGCCAAUGGUUUACCCUGCCCUGGGGGCUGCAGCUGCGACCACAUCCCAGGGUCAGGUCUAAAGAUGAACUGCAACAACCGGAACGUGAGCAGCUUGGCUGAUUUAAAGCCCAAGCUUUCCAACGUGCAGGAGCUUUUCCUGAGAGAUAACAAGAUUCACAGCAUCCGAAAAUCACACUUUGUGGAUUACAAGAAUCUCAUUCUUUUGGAUCUUGGCAACAAUAAUAUCGCCACUGUAGAGAACAACACUUUUAAGAACCUUUUGGAACUCCGGUGGCUGUAUAUGGAUAGCAACUACCUGGACACGCUGUCCCGGGAGAAAUUCAUGGGGCUGCAAAACCUCGAGUAUCUGAAUGUGGAGUAUAACGCGAUCCAGCUCAUUCUUCCUGGCACCUUCAAUGCUAUGCCCAAACUGAGGAUCCUCAUUCUCAACAACAACUUGCUGAGGUCCCUACCAGUGGAUGUGUUCGCUGGGGUCUCGCUCUCUAAGCUUAGCCUGCACAACAAUUACUUCAUGUACCUCCCGGUGGCAGGGGUGCUAGACCAAUUAACCUCCAUCAUCCAAAUAGACUUGCACGGAAACCCUUGGGAGUGCUCCUGCACCAUUGUGCCUUUUAAGCAAUGGGCAGAGCGCCUGGGUUCCGAAGUGCUGAUGAGCGACCUUAAGUGUGAGACGCCAGUGAACUUCUUUAGGAAGGAUUUCAUGCUCCUCUCUAAUGACGAGAUCUGCCCCCAGCUGUACGCGAGAAUCUCGCCCACGUUAACUUCUCACAGUAAAAACAGCACUGGGUUGGCGGAGACUGGGACGCACUCCAACUCCUACCUAGACACCAGCAGGGUGUCCAUCUCAGUGUUGGUCCCGGGACUACUGCUGGUGUUUGUCACCUCCGCCUUCACUGUAGUGGGCAUGCUUGUGUUUAUCCUGAGGAAUAGAAAGCGGUCUAAGCGAAGGGACGCCAACUCCUCAGCGUCCGAAAUUAAUUCCCUGCAGACUGUCUGUGACUCUUCCUACUGGCACAAUGGGCCUUACAACGCAGAUGGGGCGCACAGAGUGUAUGAUUGUGGCUCCCACUCACUCUCAGACUAAGACCUCAACCUGGGUAGAGCCGGGGCGCCGUGAGGCGGUCUCCCCCACUUCCCACCCCUGCCGGCACUCCGGGGAUUGAGGAGCUGAAAUCCAAGUCCGCACACCCCCAGGCUUGAUGGACCUAAGUAAAUACAUCAUUAUGAACUCGCUCAUCUGAGAGGUCUGACCCCUUAGCUCCCUUCUGGAAACAAAGAGCGAACUGUGGCGAGCUGGGAGAGUGCUGCCAGCUCGCUCCUUGCUGAGAGCCCCUUUGACACAGCCCAGCAGGGGCCCUGCUCCAAGAACUGACUGUGCGCUUGCUCUCAGCUGCAGGGCUGGUGGGGAUGGCGGCCAAGGUCCUAUACUUAUAUACAUAUACCUACAUCUAUAUAGAGAGAUAGCUAUCUAUUUUUCCCCUGUGGAUUAGCCCCGCGAGGAGGGGGGCGUGAUGGCUCCCUGUUGGCUGCGCAGGGAUGGGCAGUUGCACGAAGGCAUGAAUGUAUUGUAAAUAAAUAACUUUGACUUCAGACAAAAAAAAAAAAGUGCUGCAUGGCUCGCAUGGAUUCCACGCGCUCCAGGGACGCUGCCCUCCCCCGCGACUGGAGAAGGCGUCAAGUUCACAGCACCCACCCUCUUACCUGAUAAGUCCCAUCGUAUCAAACUUUCUAUAAACAAAAUACAGUAUAAUCAGAAAGUGCCAUUUCGCCAUUAUUUGUGAUCGGUAGGCAGUUCAGAGAGUACUUUUACUGUGAAAAAUAUGUAAAGAUUUUAUUUAAGAUAUUUGCAUGACUAAUCAUCAGUCCCUUUUAUGAGUUAAAAUGUAUUUUGUUGAGCGAAGUUUUUAUGGGUUGUUUUGGGUUCUUUUAUUUUGAUGGUGAUGUCUUAUUUUAUUUUAAGGGGGAAUAUUUUUCUAUACAUAUCCAAUAAUGCCUUCCAUCUGAAUGUAAAAUAAGUACCCAUGAUUUCUAUUAUAGUAUCAGUGUAAUUAUUAAAGAAAAAAGAUUUUGAGGCAGUUAAGCAUGACCAAUUAAUGUCACUCUAGUGCUUAGGCUGCGAUCCUAUGGUAGCAAUUCUGUGCUGGUGUAAAUCUUACUUAUAAAGUAGGAAAAAAAAAAAAAGAACCGAGGAAGCACGUGAAACUUACUAAUUCUAUUCGAGGAUUUUAUAAUGGCAUAUUUUUCCAGUAUUAAAGUGAAAAUGUUUUCAA
Molecule: messenger RNA, 3782 nt
Organism: Condylura cristata (star-nosed mole)
Lineage: Eukaryota; Metazoa; Chordata; Mammalia; Eulipotyphla; Talpidae
Gene: SLITRK1
Product: SLIT and NTRK-like family, member 1
Exons: 2
Coding region: 506-2596 (696 amino acids)
Biological process (GO): axonogenesis; positive regulation of synapse assembly; regulation of presynapse assembly
Cellular component (GO): postsynaptic density membrane; GABA-ergic synapse; glutamatergic synapse
Molecular function (GO): protein binding
Source: RefSeq, a predicted model, not a curated record